UGUAGAAAAAAUAUUAAUUUCGUUAAUUAAAUUACAAAUUUUAAUUGUGAAUUAUUGAAUUAUUUAAGAACUUAAAAGAAUUUCACUUAUAAACAAUGUUAACAGUGUGUUUAUUAUUAUUGACUUUCGUAGUCGGUGUACUUGGAAGUAUAAUUUUACGCUCACAUCGCAAUAACCAAAAUUAUUGGAGAAAAAAAGGAUUAAUUUCAUAUGUCAAACCAAUACCAGUAUUUGGAAAUUUUUAUUCUAUUAUGUUUAGAAAAGAAUCAAUGGCCGAUUAUAUUACACAAGUCUACAAUCUUUUUCCAUCUGCAAAAUAUACUGGAAUUCUUCAAUUUAACAUACCAACAUUAGUUAUAAGGGAUCCCGAAUUAAUAAAAGAUAUUUGUGUUAAAAAUUUCGAUAACUUUCCAGAUCACAAAAAUUUUAUUCCCGAAGAUGCAGAUCCUCUAUUUGGAAGAAUGGUAUUUUUUCUAACAGGUAGUAAAUGGAGGGAAAUGCGUCAAACACUAACACCAUCGUUCACAGGAAGCAAAAUGAAAUUUUUGUUUGAAUUAAUAUCAAAAUGCUCAAGAGAUUUUGUUGAAUAUUAUCUGGAUCAUCCAAACGAGGCAAAUUCUGUUGACAUGAAAGAAACUUCAACACGUUAUGCCACUGAUGUAAUAGCGACAACAGCUUUUGGAAUAACGGUUAAUUCAUUAAAGGAUCGAAAUAAUGAAUUUUAUUUAAGAGGAACAGAGGCUGUAGAUAUAAAUGGUGUUAUACGCAAUAUUAAAAUAAUGGCACUAGCAACAUUUACAACUUUUAUGAAAUUAAUAGGUGAACCAAUUAUGUCACGUUCAACUACUCGAUUUUUUAAAAGAAUUAUUCAAGAAACAAUAAAAAUAAGAAACGAAAAAAAUAUUGUUCGUCCAGACAUGAUUCAUCUUUUAAUGAAAGCUAGCAAUAAUGAGAAUGGUGCCAAAAUGUCAAUAGACGAUAUUGCUGCACAAGGAUUUAUUUUCUUUCUAGGUGGUUUCUCAUCAUCAUCGACUGUCUUGGCUUCUGUGAUUCACGAACUUGCGGUAAAUUCAGAAAUACAGGAAAAGUUACGCACAGAAGUAGAUAAUUUUACGAAACAAGAAGGAGAAAUUUCCUAUGACACUCUAUUCAAAAUGAAAUAUUUAGAUAUGAUCAUGUCAGAAACUCUUAGAAAAUAUCCGCCUAACGGUAUAAUGGAUCGAGUAUGUGUAAAAUCAUUUACUUUACCAAAAUCUACACCCGAUAGUAAAGAAUUUGAAACUGAUUUAGAAACUGUAAUAUGGUUACCCAUAUAUGCACUUCAUCACGAUCCAAAAUAUUUUCCCGAUCCAGAAAAAUUUGAUCCUGAAAGAUUCAGCGAUGAGAAUAAAGAUAAAAUAAAUCCUUAUGCUUAUAUUCCAUUUGGACUUGGUCCAAGAAAAUGUAUUGGAGAUCGAUUUGCAUUAAUGGAGAUUAAAAUUUUGAUUGUACAUUUGUUGCAAAAUUUUGUCUUAGAAAGAGAAGAACGAACGAAACAUCCUAUCGAAUUUGAAAGAAGCUUUCUUAUUAUUCCUGAUGGUGAAAUGUGGGUGAAAUUUAAGAAGAGAGGGAAUUGAUUGUAAAAAAUGUUGAAUUUAUUCAAAAUAAUUGAAACUAUUUUGUUAUUUUAUGGUUGUGUUUUUUAAAGUUACAAACUUUAUACGCAGAAAUACGUUAUCAUUGUAUCAAUAAAUGUUAUCAAGAAAAUUAAUAUUUUUA
This is a messenger RNA of Leptopilina boulardi, 1758 nucleotides long. RefSeq names its product cytochrome P450 9e2-like. The record is from RefSeq and is a predicted model, not a curated record. The coding region runs from base 96 to 1616 and encodes 506 amino acids. The transcript has a single exon. NCBI's taxonomy places the organism in Eukaryota, Metazoa, Arthropoda, Insecta, Hymenoptera, Figitidae. Gene Ontology annotation, molecular function: heme binding; oxidoreductase activity, acting on paired donors, with incorporation or reduction of molecular oxygen; iron ion binding.